GUGCGGCUUCCGGUCCCGGCUCGGCCUCCGACCCAGGUGGUCUGGAGCCUGCCGGGAGAGUGGUGGCAUCUCAGAGGCUGGUUGCGGACGGGGGUUGGGGGAGGUGGGAGCUGUUUUAACCGUCUCCCCCCUCUCCUGUGCCGGCGUGGGCAUCCCCUGGGGCGGCGGAACGGGGGCCCUCCUCCAGCUUCCGAGUCCAGCCAGCCUGGGCGCGGGGCGCCGCCCCCGAGACACCCGAGGAGUCCGCUCUUCCCUGAUUACGUGGACGGUAGAGCCGGCCUCUUGUGGUUCAGCGCCGCGUGGAGGUUGACGCGUACCUGCGGAGGUCGCACCUGGGCGUGAGGAGGAGGAGGAGGAGGAAGGGCAUGAGCCGAGCUUGAGGAAUCCGUGCUCCAAACUCUACACUCAAGGGUGGCCCUUGGGUAGGGUGAAGAUCCCUUGUCUUUAUCCUUGUUCCCCACCUUGGUGUGGGUUACUGGGUGCAGGAUGAACUGUCGCUCGGAGGUGCUGGAGGUGUCGGUGGAGGGGCGACAGGUGGAGGAAGCCAUGCUGGCUGUGCUGCACACGGUGCUCCUGCACCGCAGCACGGGCAAGUUCCACUACAAGAAGGAGGGCACCUACUCCAUUGGCACCGUGGGCACCCAGGAUGUUGACUGUGACUUCAUCGACUUCACUUACGUGCGCGUCUCUUCUGAGGAACUGGAUCGUGCCCUGCGCAAGGUUGUCGGGGAGUUCAAGGAUGCGCUGCGCAACUCUGGUGGUGAUGGGCUGGGGCAGAUGUCCUUGGAGUUCUACCAGAAGAAGAAGUCUCGCUGGCCUUUCUCAGACGAGUGCAUUCCAUGGGAAGUGUGGACGGUCAAGGUACAUGUGGUAGCCCUGGCCACGGAGCAGGAGCGGCAGAUCUGCCGGGAGAAGGUGGGUGAGAAACUCUGCGAGAAGAUCAUCAACAUCGUGGAGGUGAUGAAUCGGCAUGAGUACUUGCCCAAGAUGCCCACACAGUCGGAGGUGGAUAACGUGUUUGACACAGGCUUGCGGGACGUGCAGCCCUACCUUUACAAGAUCUCCUUCCAGAUCACUGAUGCCCUGGGCACCUCGGUCACCACCACUAUGCGCAGGCUCAUCAAAGACACCCUUGCCCUCUGAGCCUCGCCGGAUCCCUGGGAGCUCCUUGAUGGCUCCCAGACCUUGGCUUUUGGGGAUUGUACUAUUGGGCCUUUGGCUCUGCUGCCUGCUUGGGGUCGUUGGUGAGACUUGGAAGGGGCAGCCCUCGCUGGCUUCUUGGUUUUGUGGUUGCCAGCCUCUGGUCAUCCUUUUAAUCUUUGCUGACGGUUCAGUCCUGCCUGUACUGUCUCUCCAUAGCCCUGGUGUGGUCCCCCUUCUUUCUCCACUGUACAGAAGAGCCACCACUGGGAUGGGGAAUAAAGUUGAGAACGUGAGUUUGGGCUGA
Messenger RNA from Mandrillus leucophaeus (drill), 1447 nucleotides. RefSeq names its product autophagy related 101 (gene ATG101). Gene Ontology annotation, biological process: autophagy; autophagosome assembly. The transcript has 4 exons. The record is from RefSeq and is a predicted model, not a curated record. The coding region runs from base 487 to 1143 and encodes 218 amino acids. Gene Ontology annotation, cellular component: phagophore assembly site. Lineage: Eukaryota; Metazoa; Chordata; Mammalia; Primates; Cercopithecidae.